AUGUCUUUGGAGAAGUCGGGAGGACUCCCCGAAGUCAAGUCCAUCUGCAGACACAGGCGAGGCUGGCAGAUUCGCCUGCUGUGUUGCGAAUGUGCUGUGUUGGACACCACACAUGCGGAUGUCUGCUGGACACAGAGUCCGCAGCACUUUGCUGCAUCUGAGGACGAACUGAAGACAUCCGUUCCGACAAACUUGAACACCUACACCAUCACCACGUUCAAUGCAGAUGACGGCGUGUCUCAUUGGAGAGCUAUCUUACGGCCACCCUCACCGACCACUCAGGCAGAGAUCUCGAUCCUGGCAACGCCUGAAGAACUUCAGUCAGAGACAUCUGAUAACACUAUCGACUCGUCUCUGGAAUAUCAGCAAUCGUCCCUUCUUGACUGCGGCGCUCUUCGGGAGCAUUAUGCACACCUACAAGUCCUUGCUGACCAAGUCCGUGCUGCACACAUGACCGUCACCGAGGAAGAAGCUUGUAUCACAGCAGCACUCAAGACCCUUUGGGACGAGAACCCAGAUCUACGCCGACGAGGCCUAAAAGGUGGAACUGCACGCACGGCGAAGAAGAUGAAAGGGCCCUACACGCCGAUCAACAAGAUGACCAAGGAGCAGAAGCACCGCCGACUGCAUGUCGAGAAGCAAGACAAACGCGUCCGAGGCGGCAUCGAAAGAGUCCGUCUUCUGCAGGAGCUUUUGGACAGCAGCUUGAAACUAGUCGAGUAUCAAGCGGGAGAGUGUGAGAUGAUUCUCGGCCGGGAAGGGUUGACAAAGGAUUACGGUGCAGAGCCAUUGUCUUGUGAUGUGGAGUUGGUCAACAACAUCCUGGGGGGUGAGAUGUUUGGGCUGAUCCAGGAGGUUGAGGUCAUGAUGGAGACGUAUUAUGAGGAAAUCUACACUGUGAGCUGGUUGGAAGUUGGGUGA
Capronia coronata CBS 617.96 is the source of this 921-nucleotide messenger RNA. RefSeq lists its product as uncharacterized. The coding region runs from base 1 to 921 and encodes 306 amino acids. The transcript has 2 exons. Lineage: Eukaryota; Fungi; Ascomycota; Eurotiomycetes; Chaetothyriales; Herpotrichiellaceae. The record is from RefSeq and is a predicted model, not a curated record.